AUGGCAAAACGCCAAGCGUCUGAAGCUCUCGAGCACCUGGCAGGCGUCGCCUCGCCCGCGUCGAAGAAGCCACGGACAGCAGCAGCAGCAGCAGCAGCAGCAGCGCUCGGAAGCCCGCCGUCGCCGCCGGACUCCCGGGGCCAAGAAGACGAAGAGGAAGAAGAAGAUGAAGAAGAAGAUGAAGAGGCCGCCGCAGGGGCAACCGCAUCGGCGCCGCUGCGACAAGCAAACCCCGCCGAGGGCUACGCCGACCUCUACCUCGACACCAUCGACCGGCACGUCCUGGACUUUGACUUUGAGAAGCUGUGCUCCGUGUCCCUGUCCAACAUCAACGUCUACGCGUGCCUCGUGUGCGGCAAGUACUUCCAGGGAAGGGGGCCCCGGUCGCACGCCUACUUCCACGCCCUGGACCAGGAUGACCACGUCUUCAUCAACCUCGAGACGCAGCGGGUCUACGUCCUCCCCGAGGGGUACGAGGUGACGAGCAAGUCGCUCGACGACAUCAAGUACGUCUCGGAUCCGCGCUACACCAGGCGCGAGGUGAUGGCCCUGGAUCGCGGCAGCGGCAGCGGCAGCGGCACGUCGGCCUCGUCUGCCGACGCGCACGGAGCGCAAGCCGGGCCCGCGGGACGGAGCAAGGCGUGGACCCUGUCGGGCAAGGAGUACACCCCGGGCUUCGUGGGCAUCAACAACAUCAAGGCGAACGACUACCUCAACGUCGUCGUGCAAACCCUGUCGCACGUGCCCCCGCUGCGCAACUUUUUCCUCCUCGACGACUUCGCCAAGACCACCACCACCACCACCACCACCACCACCAAGUCGGAGCUCGUCAAGCGGUGCGGCAUCCUGUUCCGCAAGAUCUGGAACCCGCGCGCGUUCAAGGCCCACGUCUCCCCGCACGAGCUGCUGCAGGAGAUCGCGCUCCGGUCCAACAAGCGCUUCACGCUGACCAACCAGUCCGACCCCGUCGAGUUCCUCUCCUGGUUCCUCAACAACCUCCACCUCGGGCUGGGCGGCAGCAAGACCAGGCCCGGCAGCUCCGUGAUCCAGCGCACCUUCCAGGGCAAGCUCAAGGUCGAGUCGCAGGCCAUCACCGCCAGGGCCGACGCCACCGACCGGCUGCGCUUCGAGGAGGCCGCCCACGUCAAGGUCGACGUUGUGCGCUUCCUCCUCCUCACGCUCGACCUCCCCCCCGCGCCCCUGUUCCAGGACGAGCUGGAGAAGAACAUCAUCCCCCAGGUGCCCCUGACCACGAUCCUGUCCAAGUACGACGGCAAGUCGGCGCAGGAGCACCACUCCCAGCGCAAGCGCUACCGGCUGCUGCACCCCCUGCCGCCCUACCUCGUCCUGCACGUCAAGCGCUUCUCCCAGAACAAGUUUGUGUCGGAGCGCAACCCCACCAUCGUCACCUUUGACGCCCGGAACCUGGACGUGUCGCCGUACGUGGAGCCGAACCCGGCGGAAUGGCCUCCCUCGGAACCGAUCUGGUACGACCUGGUCGCCAACGUGGUCCACGAAGCCGUCCGCACGAGGGAAGACGUCGCCGACUCGGGGGACGAGAGGAAGACUUGGAAGGCGCAGGUGAUUGACAAAGCGACGGGCGAAUGGGUCAGCUGCCAGGAUCUGUAUGUGGAAAAGGUCCAAAGCGAGCUGCUGUAUCUUGGCGAGACGUAUCUGCAGGUCUGGGAGAGGAGGAGAGACCAAAAGGACGGCGAGCGACAGGGGAACAAGCAAGCCUCGAUGACGACUGACUGA
Messenger RNA from Ustilaginoidea virens, 1755 nucleotides. RefSeq lists its product as uncharacterized. Gene Ontology annotation, molecular function: zinc ion binding; cysteine-type deubiquitinase activity. Gene Ontology annotation, biological process: mRNA processing; protein deubiquitination; spliceosomal complex assembly. NCBI's taxonomy places the organism in Eukaryota, Fungi, Ascomycota, Sordariomycetes, Hypocreales, Clavicipitaceae. The record is from RefSeq and is a predicted model, not a curated record. The transcript has a single exon. The coding region runs from base 1 to 1755 and encodes 584 amino acids.